Spathaspora passalidarum NRRL Y-27907 is the source of this 1362-nucleotide messenger RNA. RefSeq lists its product as uncharacterized. Bases 1 to 1362 code for a protein of 453 amino acids. The record is from RefSeq and is a predicted model, not a curated record. Lineage: Eukaryota; Fungi; Ascomycota; Pichiomycetes; Serinales; Debaryomycetaceae. Gene Ontology annotation, molecular function: protein binding. The transcript has a single exon.
AUGCAAUUAACCAUCUCUAUUAAUCUAGAUAUUCAGCCAAUGAGAAAUAUAGCAGAAUUAGUCUCGGUUGCAGUUGGACCUACACCAUCACCACCUUCAUGUGAGGAUAGGUCUGCACACCCAGACCCGUUGUCUGUUUUAUCCUUGCCAGACGAACUUCUUUCAAUAAUACUAGCACACAUAAACCAAUUAGACACAUGCUCGGUUUUAGCAACACAUUCGAGGUUUCGGGAAGUUGGACAGCGAAAACUAUUCCGUUACAUUUAUGUAACAUCCCAUGAUACGCAACUAGUUGUAUCCUCCAAUUUUUAUACUCCAUUCUACACCAAUUUCACUGUUAUCGGAGCAUCAGCAUUUGACUGUAUUCGUUUCAGACCAUUAGAUCUUGUUAAAAAAAUUGUAUUCGAUCAACACUAUGGUUAUACCGACUGGUUCAAAAAUACAAUGAAGGUGUACCCUCAUAUUAAUUUUUUUGUAGAAUUGCCACAUUACAAAGAGCAGCUUGAGUACCUACAGAAUAAUCAGAUUGGCCGCCUCCGUCGGUUUGUCUUGGAUCAAUCAAUUAUUUUUCAAGACUAUCAAAAUGAAAACAGAUUAUUUGUGGAGGAAUUGAAUGUCCUCAAGAUUCCACGAUGCAAUCCAGAUUUGAAGGUGCUUCAGUAUUUGCCAAAUCUCAGGGUAUUACGGAUUCGUGAUAUGCUUGAUGUUGUCCAUCAUGCAUUCAGAUUUGGUAAUUGGAAAAAAUUGCACAUUGAAGAAUUGAGUAUAUUUUGGAAACAGGAUUUACUUCCAGAAUAUAUCACAGAUUUGAAAUAUAUGUUUAACUUGAGUCUGUUAGAAUCACUCGAGCUUCAUUUCUGUAUGGAUAACGAGGUACUGCCAAGUUAUGAAUCUGACUUGCAGCAAAUGUUGACUCGAACAACUAAUCUAACACAACUAUCAUUAACCUGCCAGCAUAUCAACUUUGCUGAAGCCAUAGGGAUGUUAAAACCAAACACAUUAACAAGUUUUCAUGUGGGAAUUGUGUGGGAAAGAAGGUUUAGAUUACUUGGGUAUGAGUUUGACAUAAGAAAAGUAUUAAAUAGACAACAAGAAUCCGUUGAACGAGUUAGUAUUAACGACUUGAUUGAAAAAUGCGAAUGCCUGUCUCAAUUGUUAGAGUGGGACCGAUUUUAUAAGAAUGUGAAAGCUUGUUCUACCAAUGAUAGAUACAUGUAUUACAAAAACAAGGACGAAGGUGCAAUUAGAAAGGUAUUGCAAUCUGGAUAUCUCAAGCUCAGACAGGUUGUAUUUGAUAGGCGAUAUUACCAUAUUUCAUAUGCUCCACAUAUGAAUUUGAAAGAUAUAGUUCGUGUUUUAUAA